CAUCAAUAAUCGAUCGACGAUGCUAGCGAUCUACUAGCUCUCUGCGGUGCUCUUGGCAUUUGCUGUCGCUCCUCGUCUGUUUUCAACCGCAUUCAGGUUCAGCUUUUCCACUACAGAAAUGGCAACUUCAGUGAAACUCAACACCGGUGCACAAAUGCCUAUUUUGGGACUGGGAACCUGGAAGUCUCCACCUGGCAAGGUCGCAGAGGCAGUGAAAGCAGCCAUUUCUGCAGGUUACAGGCACAUCGAUGGUGCCUACGUCUACCAGAAUGAGGUAGAGGUGGGUGAAGGUAUCCACACUAUGAUCAAGGAUGGUGUGGUCAAAAGAGAUGAUCUUUUUAUUGUAAGCAAGCUGUGGUGUACUUUCCAUGAAAAGUCCUUGGUCCGGAAGGCUUGUGAGAAGACUCUCAGUGAUCUUAAACUGGACUACCUAGAUCUCUAUUUAGUGCACUGGCCCAUGGGUUUUAAGGCAGGUGAUGAGCUUUUUCCUUCGGACAGUACAGGACAAACCAUCAGUGAUAACACCAGCUUCCUGGAGACAUGGGAGGGAAUGGAAGAGCUGGUGGAUGCUGGUUUGGUCAAAGCUAUUGGUAUCUCCAAUUUCAACAAGGAGCAGAUUGAAGCCAUUCUCAACAAGCCGGGCCUCAAAUACAAGCCUGCCAACAACCAGGUGGAGUGCCACCCAUACCUGACCCAGGACAAGCUGAUCAACUACUGCCACUCCCAGGGUAUCUCGGUGACAGCUUACAGCCCCCUGGGAUCCCCUGACAGACCAUGGGCUAAACCAGAUGAUCCCUCACUCCUGGAGGAUCCCAACAUUAAAGCCAUCGCUGAGAAACACAAGAAGACACCUGCUCAGGUCCUGAUCCGCUUCCACAUCCAGAGAAAUGUGAUUGUGAUCCCUAAGUCAGUCACACCGCAGCGCAUUCAAGAGAAUUUCCAGGUGUUUGACUUUGAAUUAACUGAGGAGGAAAUGAAGACUAUACUGGGAUUUAAUAGGAACUGGAGAGUCUGUCCAAUGCAAUGGGCCACAAAGCACAAGGACUUUCCAUUCAACGCUGAAUUCUGAGAGGAAAACUGCAAAGUUUCCACAUGUUAACGCUGGGUCUUUGUUAUUGCUUCUUUAUGUGUUUAUGCUGUUGGGUUAUUGCAUGUAAAAUCAAUCAAAUCUGGAAAAAGGUUCCUGUACUGUUCCUUUAUUGUACAAAAGAAAUCAGUUGCCAUGAGGGGCUAGGUGGAAAGCACUGAUUGAUGUUUUUUUUCAUGGAAUGACCCUGCUGUGGCUUUGACUCCUCUUACAUUUCUCAGGAAAAAUACCAGCUUCCUGUGUUACCACUAAAGUAUAUACACACACUCCAAAGACAACUUGAUGCUUAAUUUGAUGUUUGGGUUAUUAUAAAAUAUGUUUUGGAUUUUGUACUCCUGUAGUGGCAUAUUGGCAUUGAGCCUUGGGAUGAAGUAAACUUAUUUGUUAUGUUACUGAAGAGAAUAAAACAAGCUACUUAAAAAUCAUAGACUUUACAAUGUAAUUUAGUUUGUAGUUUUUCAUGUCUAGUAGUGUCACAUACAAGAGCAAUCUUAACUGCCUUUAAGCUUUCAUGUCCAACAACUUUUAAAAAUGCAUUUCAUUUAUAUAGAAAAUUUGAUUUAAUUUGCAUUAAAUGUGAUACCUGCAGUCCCUGACAGAGGCAAAAAAUGUCUAUUUUAUAAACUUAUCUCUGUGAAGCACAUGUUGCCUUAGAGUGAUGCAAUACAGUAUUUGGUGCUUUGUAUUCAUGUGUAUUACUGUGUUAUAAGGGUGUGGCUUUUGCUUCUCAUGCUGGUUUUAUGGUCGAGCAAAGCGAGCGCGUUCACUCCACUCUAGGGCCUGCCCAUCUACUUGCAGUGAACUCUAUUGUCAGAUGGAGGCAGUGUACAAGUUAUGUGCUACAACCGGUCUGUGGCCCACUCUUUCUUGUGUUGUUGCUGUUCUGCGAGCCAGCUGCAGAAAAGAGCGAAGUUGUAGGAUACAAAGAGCUGAAGUUAAACUGAGUGUUUAAAAACAAUUAAAAGUGUCUCUCCAGC
This is a messenger RNA of Oreochromis aureus, 2064 nucleotides long. Its product is annotated as aldo-keto reductase family 1 member B1-like. Gene Ontology annotation, cellular component: cytosol. NCBI's taxonomy places the organism in Eukaryota, Metazoa, Chordata, Actinopteri, Cichliformes, Cichlidae. The record is from RefSeq and is a predicted model, not a curated record. Gene Ontology annotation, molecular function: aldose reductase (NADPH) activity. Bases 119 to 1069 code for a protein of 316 amino acids. The transcript has 10 exons.